Molecule: messenger RNA, 1244 nt
Organism: Gymnodraco acuticeps
Lineage: Eukaryota; Metazoa; Chordata; Actinopteri; Perciformes; Bathydraconidae
Gene: rhno1
Product: RAD9-HUS1-RAD1 interacting nuclear orphan 1
Exons: 3
Coding region: 166-1059 (297 amino acids)
Biological process (GO): cellular response to ionizing radiation; recombinational repair; DNA damage checkpoint signaling
Cellular component (GO): chromosome; nucleus
Source: RefSeq, a predicted model, not a curated record
GAAACCGGGAAAUAGUAAGCAACAGGAAGACGGAAAACAAGAGAAGUUCCUAGUGGACAACAACAAUGGAAUACCUAACGUUUUAUGCAUGGGUUAAUUGUUUGCAAUAAUUACUAUGUCUAGCUCGAAGCAUAACAUUUAGGUGUUCAGGAAUGAUCAUUAUUAAUGCCCCGUAAAGCCAAAAAGACAGAGAAGCCUCCCCUGCCGUUCCUGGAGCAUCCUGUGCGUGGAGCCAGACUCCAAAAUGUGCCUGAAGUCCGAGCAGCACUCAAUCCCAAAGAGUUUUUCACAGAGACACAGAGCAGUUCAUCUCUAAAUUCUUGGGUAAGACCAGAAUUUGAUCGUUCAGUUGCAGCUGCACUCCCAGUGAAACGAGGCAGAAGAAAAAAGUGCCUCUCUGCCACAAGCAUUUUUGACAAUUCCAGUCAGCUGUCCAGGAAAAAGAGUGUGUGCCAAUUCCCCUCAUUAUCUUUUCAUACAAGGUCAAGAGACCAAUCUAAUCAACAAAGGAGUACACACACAAAGAAAUCUUCAGAGUCUCCAGAUAUGUGUAAAACAGGAAAUCAACCACAGGGAGCGUGCCAAAUCAAAAGGACUGCACCGCACUCAGACACACCAAAGAGACAGACAUCCACAUUCAGAAAAAGGAAUGUGAAGACACUUUCCAAUGGGGCUGCAUCCUCCAGUAGGUGUUUGCACCCACCUGAAAAUCUAUCUAUUCAAGUCACAGAGAGAUGCAGUAUUCCAGCAGAUGGUGAUGUGACACCGGCCUCCAAAACGUGCAGCACCACUGAGGUCAGCAGUGUCAGUCCACCACCUGAUGUUGACACUCCAAAAGUAAUUCAAGAAGGGAGUAGUCAUCCCUCCUCGUCCUCGCCACACUUGCUACAGGCUCAGCCAUGUACACCACCAUGUAAUCAGCCACCGGAAAUGUUAGUGGCUGACACACCAGAGAGGGAUUAUGGGUUGAAGGUGACAUGGAGGAAGAGGAGGGGUCUGAUGUUGUUGUUAAAAGAGAGGGGCCAUCUCUCGGACUCAGAUGUGUUUAAUCACAGCUGAUUUGGUAAGAAGAAUAGAAGGCAAUGAUGAAAAAAGACAUUGAUUAUUCAUUGGACUGCUUCUUGUAUAAUUAUUUGUAUAAACUACUGUGAUGUGUAAGGUGAUGAUCCUAUUUCAGUUCAUUUACUGUUUACCUUUUUUUUUAUUUUGAACAUCAUAAUGAUAAACCAAGGAUGUUAUUAAAU